Molecule: messenger RNA, 875 nt
Organism: Scylla paramamosain (green mud crab)
Lineage: Eukaryota; Metazoa; Arthropoda; Malacostraca; Decapoda; Portunidae
Product: heme-binding protein 1-like
Exons: 7
Coding region: 141-782 (213 amino acids)
Source: RefSeq, a predicted model, not a curated record
CGCAGAUCUGCCUGCGACUCUUCAUUGUGGUGGCAGACUUGGAGGUGUGUGGUACUAGAUCUCCCUAAAGGUCAGCAUCAUAAUUCAGUGCGUAGUGGUGAACACUUCUCCACGUUCGUUUUUAACUCUGAGCCGUCGUUAUGGAAAAGACUGUAUGGGUUGUACUUCUGGUGAUGGUGGCUCUAUUGUCUACUAUGCCUUCGCCGGGGAAAUCUGCAAAUAUAUUUUCUGCCUUUGGCCGCGGUUUUGAACACCAGGAGGAAAUCAAGUAUACAACGAUGAAGCUGAAACAGACUGAAGGACUGGAAGAAAGAAGGAUUCCCGCAAAAACGUGGGUGUGCACGAACCAACCUCCGGCAGAUGACCCUGAAAGUAGUCAGUUGACAGUGUUCCUCAGGCUCUUUGGUUACCUUGAUGGGGAAAACAACAAAGGGGAGCGGCUGCCUAUGGGCAUUCCUGUGUCCAUCGAGGCAACGGGUACACAGGAAAACAGGAAUCUCACCGCUUGUUUCUUCUUACCGGAGAAGGUCCAGAUUGACCCGCCAACACCUACUGACCCUACGGUUACACUCUUGCAUCGACCAAGCCUCACCAUCCUAACCAGGCAGUUCGGAGGAUACCCAAACUCUGAAGCCACUUGGGACGCUGAGACAGACAAACUCAAGACGUUAGUGUCAUCAGCCGGUAUAAGCAUCGAUCCCAAUCUAGUUUUCUGGAACGCAUAUGAUCCUCCACUCAAAUUCUGGAAUCGCAGAAAUGAAGUAUGGUUAGUCAAGACUUGAUGAACUUUCCCCGUUUACAAAACCUUUACUUUAAUCGCAGGGGUGAAAAAUUCAUGAUAUGACGCUGCAUACAGAUUCAAUAAAAUUUGUGAG